Messenger RNA from Aureobasidium vineae, 1560 nucleotides. The record is from the annotation of a GenBank genome assembly. Lineage: Eukaryota; Fungi; Ascomycota; Dothideomycetes; Dothideales; Saccotheciaceae.
AUGGCGUCUAUCGUCGAAAAGCAGCUGCAGAGCUUGCUGGACGGCUUCGACGCCUUGCGACUGGAGUAUCAGCGUGUCUACUCGCGAUGUGCCGUUCUCGAGGCUCAGCUGGUCACGGCAAAGUCACAGUAUUCGCGCCUUGCCGCCCUCAGUCCUGAAAAGGCUAAGCCCCUCGAUCUCUCAGCUUCUGCGGCAUUCCCUUUAGCCGUUGAUUUCGAGAGCUUGAUAAAUAGUUCUAAGAUAGUUGACGCCAGCCGUCGAGACAAAAUCACUGCCGCUUCUCGUACCUCAAAUUCGCUGCGUUCGACCGGCGUAGUCAUCCAUUCUGGGCCUUCGGCCGACAAAUCCUCCGCUCCCACCUCAUCUGCUGCCAUGCCCUCCAUAUCAGAGUCUCCACUCGAACAAGACUUUACUGUCCCGGGCACCCCGAGCAGACUUGAUUGCCCUUUUGCUUCCAUGGAAAGGCGCAAAUUGAGUUCGCACGCCGCUUCGGUUGUAUCUCGUUAUAAGCCCGAAUCUGUUCGACAGCCACGCACCUCGGGCUCGCGUAUCAACGGACGACGCAACUCUUCUAGCGCGCGGAAUUCAGUCGUUGAUCCCAUCAAAGAGGUUUGUGCCAUGGAAUCACACAAGAAGAACCCAGACACCGCACCAUCGGUCCAAGGUUCGUCUACCGACAAAGUCUGCCCGAUUCGCUUCCUCGAUCAACACAGUCCAGAGGAAGUCGCUGCCUACUUUGAACUGCACAAACACGAACUUCCAAGGAGCCACGAAAUAUGUGUAAAGAGAUAUCAAAGCAAUGAGGAACAGAUCCGACAGCUCGAUGCAAAAUACGGUAACAUCGUCAGUAUGAUUCAAGGGCUCGGUCAAAAGCACGUGUCNCUCUUGCCCGAGAAUUUGGGUGAUGAACACCAGGAUGCGGAACAAGAUUUUGAUCAGGAUGAGCGUGCCAGCCAUGAAAAGAUCCGCAAGUGGGCCAGCACCGUAUACACAGGUCCAGAUGCUCCGGCUGAGGAGAANAAAGACGAGGAAGGAACUGAGGAUGAGCGGUUGCCUCGUUUCGAUCGACCACUGAGGGAUGUCCGUCUAGGUGAAAGCCCGAGCCGACCUUGGGGCAUUCAAGUACCGAUCGAUGCACAAGACCGUCACAAUAGCGUGUCAUCAAGCGUAGCUGCUGCUGCAGAGGUUCAAGCCCCUCAGCCACCACUUGAAGCACAACCAGAAAGACCUAAGGGAAAGUGCCCAUUCGGAUUUGAUCAACAGAAGUCACCGGGACAAGACCAGGAGGAUGGAAUCGUCAACGAACCGGCCAUCAAACCAGUCCAGGAGAAACCAGCUGCAGACAACGUAGAGCAUGUCGACACCAAACCUACAUUCAUCCGCCAAGGCCAAUUCGAAGCAUCCACAGAGAAGAAAGUCGGAGAGCAGCCAGUUUUCAUCAAAGCAAAGCCUGGCGAACAGAAGAAUGAGACUGCACAGAUGGUGUUUACAGGACCAGUCUUCAUCGGCUACUCGGUGCAAGAGGCUAUGACUGUGCUGCAGUCGAUGCAACGCGAUUAG